This is a messenger RNA of Fusarium venenatum, 1725 nucleotides long. RefSeq lists its product as uncharacterized. Gene Ontology annotation, molecular function: CoA-ligase activity. NCBI's taxonomy places the organism in Eukaryota, Fungi, Ascomycota, Sordariomycetes, Hypocreales, Nectriaceae. The record is from RefSeq and is a predicted model, not a curated record.
AUGGCGUUUAAUCCUCCUUCUUGGGCUCCUCAGCUACCUAAUAUCCCCGAUUCAAUUAGUGUAGCAGACUUUAUAAAUACCGAUAAAGCAGGCCGAAGAGCUUUUUCUGGUUCAAAAAGUCCCUAUACAUGCGGCGUCACCGGUCAAUCGCGUUCUGCUGUUGAAGUUGCCCAGCGAGUCGACUUUCUCGCGCGGGGUUUGGCUAAAAACGUUGGAUUUGAUGCUCAUGAUGGAACAGCUUGGGAAAGAGUUGUUGCCAUCUAUGCUCUCAACUCUAUUGACUACAUCCCCGUUACACACGCUAUUCACCGUGUAGAUGGUAUCGUCACACCAGCUAGUUCGGCGCAUUCAGCGUCUGAGUUGGAGCACCAGCUUCGAUCAUCUGGGGCGAAAGCGCUAUUUACAUGCGCUCCUCUCCUUAGUACUGCUCUAAAAGCAGCCAAGGCAGUUGGGAUUCCCGAUAAGCACAUCUUUCUGCUUCCCCUGCCUGAUACGCCCUCAGAUGGAUCCUACAAGUCAAUUGAAGGCCUCAUUUCUGAGGGUCAGAAUCUCCCAGCUUUGUCCAUCCCCGCAUGGGUACCAGGACAGGGCAAGAGACAGACAGCGUACCUCUGCUACUCAAGCGGCACGUCUGGUCUCCCCAAAGCGGUUAUGAUCUCUCACUACAACGUCAUUGCAUGCACCCUCAUGAUUCACACGUACGAGAGUGUAACGCGACAACAAGACGGCAUCGAUACACAAGUAGCCCUUGGGUUACUACCCUUCAGCCACAUAUAUGGACUAGUUGUCAUUGCGCACAUCGCACAGUAUCGAGGCGACGAGAUAAUCGUACUACAGCGCUUCCAGCUCGAUCAGCUUCUGGCCUACAUUGAGAAGUUCCGCAUCGAGCAACUCAGCGUCGUGCCGCCUAUCAUUGUUCAGCUUCUGAGCAGUCAGGACAAGUGUCGUAAAUACGAUCUCAGUUCCGUCAGACUCGUCUUCUCAGGCGCUGCGCCCUUGGGAGGUGAGACGAUUCAGAAGUUAUUGGAGCUAUAUCCCAAAUGGCGUAUCAGCCAAGGCUACGGAUUGACGGAAGCAUCACCCUCGGUCUUUCACACAAGCGAAGCAGAUGCCCUUCUAGGAUCAUCAGGCUCUCUCCUACCGGGUGCAAAGGUAAAGAUCAUCGAUCAACACGGCAACGAAGUCACAGAGCAUGAAACACCAGGCGAGCUAUACGUCCAAGCUCCAAACGUGGUGCUGGGUUAUUUGCAUAAUGAGAAAGCCAAUGCCGAGACAUUCGUCUGGCGAGAAGACGGGCGCUGGUUGAGGACAGGCGACGAAGUACUCGUGCGAAAGUCGCCACGUGGUUUCGAGCACUUCUUUGUGGUUGAUCGGAUUAAGGAGCUUAUUAAAGUCAAGGGUCAUCAAGUUGCGCCAGCUGAAUUGGAGGCUCAUCUCCUUGACCAUCCCUACGUCGCAGACAGCGCAGUAAUUGGCAUUGUCGACGAGCGCGCGGGAGAAGUUCCUUUGGCAUUUAUUGUUAAGAGUAGAGAAGCAAGCGGUAUCUCUGGCGAUGAAGUUGUGAAAGCUGUGCAUCAGCAUGUUGAGCAGCACAAGGCGAGGCACAAGUGGUUGAAGGGUGGUGUAAGAGUGUUGGACAUCAUUCCCAAGUCACCCAGUGGAAAGAUCUUGAGACGGGUUUUGAAGGCAAAGGUUGCUGCAGAGAAACCAGUCGCGAAGCUAUGA